AUGAGCGCUUGCGUGACGGGGACGGCGUCCGCUGCUCUGCUAGGUGUGGGGGAUCUCUGGGCGUCGGAGGUGCUCGAGGGAUGUGCGCGUGCUCACUACACCCCCCGACAGGAGCUGCUGGGGAUUCUGGCUCCACCGUCACGCUCUACCGCCACCGGUGCCACUCCCAUCGAGUCGAUUGUCGAGGCAUCGGGAGCAGCAGUGGAGGAUGGUCGUACGCUGAUCGAUGUGGAUGCGGAGGAGAGUAUGGAUGGGUACUCCCAUGCUGCCUCUCCGGACUCCGUCGGGGAAGCAGUGGCGAAUCAGCCGUCUCUGCACCCUAUCGAGGGCGGCGCGCUCUCCGAUGAGAUGCAGGCGCUGCGCGCGGUCCUGCCACCUGCACUGAUACGCAAGGCGUACCGCUUGAACACGCCAUGCAUGACGAAGCACACAGCCAAGAAUGAGCGUCUGGUGAACUGCACGGCGUCGCCGCGGUGCAUGGCGGGGCUCCAGCUGCUUGGCAGCGACGCUGCCACGCGCGAGGACUGCUUGAAGGCGUUAAUGGGGGACGGUCCGUAUGUGGUGCCGCUGCCCACGGUGAAGUGCAGCAGCGUAACGACGGUGAAUGCCGACCCCGCGUCCUCAUCUUCCGCCCCGACAGGGCGCGAACAGGGCGGAGCGCGAGCCACGAAGAGCACUCGCGAAGACUUAGCAGAGGCCACAGGAAGCGCGACGGCUGCCGGCGACGCCACCGAGAGCACCGUCAUGAGCGACCCGGCUUUCCCUUGCCUGUGGCGUGGCGUGCGCAACUUGAUGAACACGUGCUACUUCAGCGCCGUGCUACAGCUCAUCUUCAGCAUCGCCCGGGUGCGCCACGCCAUCCUUAACGACGACGCCGCAGCGCACGACCAUCCCUGCGCGGCGGCCACGGAGGCGCAAGGCGGCACCGGCGUUAACCAGCUGGCCGAGUCGGGGCUCAGGGAGCUCUUUGCAUUAAUGGCCUUCAGCCGUGAAGGCGCCGGCGCGGACCCGAAGUCGUUCGCCACGUACCUUUCCCUUGACGUGAAGGUGCAGCAGGAUGCGCAGGAGUUUUUCACCUUGCUGCUGGACUGGCUGCGGUGCCAUUGCGGCCCAACGGUGAAGGCUGCCGUCACCAGUACCUUCUCCGGAACGCUGCUGUACGACCGGCGGUGCGGCUCUUGCGGCCGGUCCUCCAAGCGAGCGGAGCCGUUCCUGUAUCUCUCGCUACCUGUUUGCCCCACCCUGGAGGACUCCCUGUCGGAGUUCUCGAAGCCGGAGGCGGUGGACGGCUUUAUGUGCGAGCAAUGCGGCCACACGGCGGUGGCCACGUCGCUACAAUAUAUGCGGACCCUGCCAGACGUGCUCGUCAUCCACUGGAACCGCUUCGAGUUCGACCUGCAGUCGCUGCAGCGGCACAAGGUGACCACCACCACCACCUUCCCUCUGCAGCUCGACAUGGCGACGUACAUGCGCCAGUGGCACGAGCAGAAGCGGAACACCACGUCUAGAGCCGCUGGCGGUGAGAGCGUGGCGUCAGAGGAGAGCGACGCCCACCACUUGUACGAGCUGCGCGGUGUCGUGAACCACCUCGGCGACACCGCCGUAUCCGGCCACUACACCUACCACGGGAAGGUCUCCGGCGUCUCGGCGGAGCCGGGCAGCAGCGGUGGUAGCAGAGGCAGCUCGUGGCUGAGCUUCAACGACGCAGAUGUGUCCAAGCUGAACCGCUACCAAGGGCAGCGCGGCGCGUCGCCAGACGCUUACCUGCUCGUGUACCACCGCAUCGCCACAUCGUCCUCAUCUCCCAGUUCUGCGUCGGUGUCGGCGCCGCCCAACACGGGCAAAUCACCACAGUUGCAGCCAGUUGCUCCCGUUCCGUCCACCAGCGCCACCCCCACCCCUGCGGAGUACCCCGUGUACUUGCGUCAGUACGUUGAUCGCGUGAAUGAUGACUGCCUUACCAAGCGCCACAACUGGAUGGAGCAGCGCGCGCAGGCAGCGGCGCUGUUCGACUUAUGGGCCACCGCCGCGAAGGCUGUGUUUGAGAGUGCCACGAGCGCCUCGAGUGCCCCGGCGUGGAUAUCGACCGCGACGACGGCCACAUCGUCACUGUACGUCCUCCCCACCCGCUGGCUGCAGCACUUCGGCCGCUUCUUCUUGCCUGCCUACGUGGACGCGGCGGCGCUCGGCGGCGGUGCCGAGUCGAAGCUGAAGCGCAGCAAGAGGGACUUGGACGCCACCGCAGGCCCGGCGAGCGACAGUGUCGACGCUGCGCUUUCGAGCGGUGCUGCUGGUAUUGACGCGAAGCCGCUUGUUGUCGGGUCCGAGGAAGGCGCCUCGGGCAGUGGCGCUAGCGCUGCGGUUGAGGGGACCGUGGUGACUGCCACGGUGAGCCCCCUCCGCUAUGGCCACAUGCAGACUGCUGAAGAGGUUCGUCAGCAAGUGCGCCAGUACUCGUUGCUGCAAGCGUUGCCCUCGGUAACCUGUGCGCACGGCUGUGUGUUGCCCUGGGCAUCGUACAAGGUGGUAUCGGCAUCUGCGUACUCAAAGCUGGCCCAUUUUCUCGCUGUCUGCGGCUCGCCCUUGCCAGUGGCGGCGAACGGCGACAGACCUGCAUCGCCCUCCACACCGGGGUCGUCGAUGACGACCCGCUUGCGCGAGUCGUUGGCUGGCGGCGGCGCCGCCUGCGGCCCUCAGCUGUGUUGCACCCUUAUGGAAGCCAACCUGUGCCCGGUCUGUGUCGCUGCCAUGGCCGCCGGCGUGCGGGCGCUCGCGUCGCGCACGGCGGAGGACGAGGAGGCGGAGCUCAGCCUCACCCGCGCGUGGGAAGAGGCGGAGCGGCCGAAGGGGCACGCUGCAGGCGAGGAGGGAGACGAGGGCGACAGCGGCGCGGGACCCGGAGCCGCCACGUCAACUGCAGUGACACAGAGCACGCAGCAGCAGGAGGCUGAGGAGAAGAGGGAGGAUGGGCAGCAGCAGCGCGUGCUCGUCAGCAAGACCGUCGUCGAGGCGUGGGCUUCGUUCUACACGAAUCAGCUUGCCUGGGGACGCGUGCGGCAGGCCGAAGGCUACACGGGUGUGCUGGUUAUGUGUGAGGCGCGUGUGGCGCCGCCGCCGUUACCGGCGUCGUUGUCGUCGCCGUCGACGACGUUGACGGCAGCAGCGGUGACCGCCCCCGCCUCUUCCGCCUCCUCUUCGGCGUCUCCUGCGGUGCCCGAGACGGUCUCGAUGUCUAUCGCGAACCCUGACCACCCGUUCAGCCUGGCCACCCUCAACGUGGACCGCGGCGACUUGAACCUGUCGGUGUACCUGGUAUGCCCGCACGGUGCCCUGCGCCCUGGUCAGAAGGUCGUGGCUAUCCCAGACUCCUUGCGCCGCUACUGGGUGCACCGCUUUGUGGAGGUGCUCACGAUGGCGCAUCGCUCUGGUGCCCUGCGCACGUCGGACCCGCACUGGAGCGUGAACAAGGACGACGUGGAACACUACUUUCUUCCGCUCAUCCCUGCCUCGGAAACAAGCACGACGUGCCAGGAGUGCAUGCGGUCAAGCGUGCAGCAUCUGACCUCGCGCCACCAGCAGCGCAUGAAGAGGAUGGAGGAGCGCAAGCGCUACCCAUCGCUGUGGCUUGCCGGAGCCAUGACCUGUCCCGCUGGGGUCGCGCAGCUGCUGCUCGCUACCGGGGCGGAGAACGAGGAGCAGCUGCUCGCUGCCCAGCACCCGAAUCGGCUUUUCUUCAAGCAGCACGGCGAGCGCGAGUACCGUGAGUACGUGAAGAAGUGGGUAGAGGCGCACCAGCAGCGAGUGGCCCAUCAGUCAAGCGAGGUGCAGCGACUGCGCACAUCACUGAUGAAGAAGCGGCAGCGCGACGCCGCCUGGAAUGCGAGCGUGACGAUGCGGCGCAGUGGGGGCGGCCGUAGUGGUGGGCGGGGUGCAGGCGCAACGAACGUCCCUUCCUCGCCUGUGGCUCCGUCGCCGCCAGAAACGGCAACUGCAGCAGCGGCGCCGCCAGAGCCGCAGACGCUUGAGGGCCGCUUGUAUUACGCCGAGGAGGCGCUGGAGAAAAUGACGGCGCAGACGGUGCCAGACUGCACCGUCGCGUAUGGCUGUGUGCCGACGUGGUGGGUGGCGCGGUGGUACGCGGCGAUGCAGAGCGAGGGCAGCAAGUCUGACGCCGGCAAAGGCGGCGAUGAUGCGGACGACGAGCCCAUGCUGGCACUGCCGCGAAUCUCAUUCGAAACAUUCAAGUGCGCGCACUCGGAGAGCCUGCUGGAGGUGUCGUGGCUGAACCCGUCCGAUGGCUUCUGGCAAGGGGCGCGGGCGAAGCGGGCCGAGUUGCUCUGGAGCGGUGUGCGGGCGGAGCGGGCCGGUGCGUCAUCUGCGACUUCACCGCCGACGGGCCCCACUGAGGCGGAGUACCGCAGUCAGUGCUGGCUACCACCCAUGGUGAUAUUGCCGAUGGAUGAGUAUGUUGCGUUGCUGGCACAGUACGGCGAGCCGGGGAUGCUGGAGCGUGUGGUGUCGUGGACCGGCGGCGUCACGGGCGCGGCCACUGCUGGGGCAGCAGUGGGAGGUGCUGAGCCUCGCGCGGAGGUGACGGACGUGGACGCGGAGACGGCGGAGGAUGUGGCCUCGGCAGAGGCAGCGAAGAAGCCAACAGAUCCCUCUGCAGCCUCGGCAGGCGACUGCACGGCUGCGUCCCUGUCGACGCCGUCACCGCCCGCAGCGACGCCGGUGCCGAAGUCUCGUGCGCAGACUGUUCCCGUGGCGGCCGCCGUCAUUCAGGUGCGCUUUCACAACGGUGCGCGCCAGCUGUGGCCCUCUACUUGUGCGCAGUGCUGCGCUGCAAUGCUCGCCAAAUUUGACGCCCAGUGCGAGUCCUUCCUGAAUGGCUCGUUGAGGCUGCACAUACAUGUGAAGAAGAGCCGCAAGAACUACUACGACGCGGUGAGCGUGCUGACCUCGGCCGCGGUGCAGCACGCCGGAGGCAGCGCUGCGAAGAGUGUGAAAGGCGGCGGCAGCACCACCGCCACGGACGCCGACGCGAUCCCUGCGGGGAUUCACUAUUACACUACACUCAGGCAACUUAAGAUCUAUAUAAGUGCUCACCUGCGCGAGAAGCACGGAUACCUGGUGCCCGCCGAGGUGCUGCAGAUUGGGCGCGGAAAAAACAAGCCCUUGAAGCGGUGCUCGACGCCACCACACGCCAUGGAGGCGUCGGGCCACCACACUCGCGGGACCGCUUCGACCUCCGCCACCGGCGCGGAGGAUGCGCAGCUCGACAAUGCCACGCUGCAGGAGCUGGGCAUCCGCGACGGCGAGACGCUCUCGGUGCAGUCGGUCGACAUCAUCGCGCAGACGUGCGCCACAACGGCAGCGACCGACGAGGAGUGGGAGGCGAUUCCGCCGGAGCUGCUGCAAGCCGGCGCUUGCGGUGGCGCAUCUGCCGCGUCCGUCGUCCACGAGCACACGGUGGCGUUCCGUGAGACGCGACUCCAGGGCAGCCAUGGCGGAUCCAUAAUGGCAGCAUCCCCUGCUGCCAACACGGCUGCAGCCGGUGCCGUUGCUGCGGCGCCUACGGUCGGUGCCUCACUGGCCAUGGCGGAGCAGGGCGUGUCGUGUCCCGUGUGCACCUUUCUCAAUGCGCCUGAUAUGGUGGUGUGUGAGAUGUGCGAGGCCCCGCUACCGAGUACGUAG
This is a messenger RNA of Leishmania mexicana MHOM/GT/2001/U1103, 5694 nucleotides long. Its product is annotated as cysteine peptidase, Clan CA, family C19,putative. Gene Ontology annotation, molecular function: cysteine-type deubiquitinase activity; cysteine-type endopeptidase activity. The transcript has a single exon. NCBI's taxonomy places the organism in Eukaryota, Euglenozoa, Kinetoplastea, Trypanosomatida, Trypanosomatidae. Gene Ontology annotation, cellular component: cytosol; nucleus. Bases 1 to 5694 code for a protein of 1897 amino acids. The record is from RefSeq and is a predicted model, not a curated record. Gene Ontology annotation, biological process: protein deubiquitination.